Messenger RNA from Arabidopsis arenosa, 1096 nucleotides. The record is from the annotation of a GenBank genome assembly. NCBI's taxonomy places the organism in Eukaryota, Viridiplantae, Streptophyta, Magnoliopsida, Brassicales, Brassicaceae.
CUCAACCACCUUCUUUAGUUACCAAUUCAACAUGCUGCAUCGAUAGUACUUCUUUUUGUAUGCCUGUUUGCGUCCAUGGCUUGAUAUGUGUCGAACACAUGUUUCGGCUGUGGAUAUGCAAUCCUGUCACGAGAAAGGUCGCACUGUUGCCCCAACCAGGUCCCCGUAAACAAUUCACGACAUGGUAUAUGGGAUAUGAUCCUAUCAAUUACCAUUAUAAGGUAUUGUUUUUGUCAAAAGAAUGUUUAUUAGAGGCAUAUAAAGUGGAAGUGUUUACAUUGGGAGGUGAAAGUUCAUGGAAAAUGAUUGAGGGUGGGAAUGUUCACUUUCCGGAAACCAGAGGAAUAUGCAUCCACGGGGUUUUGUAUUACGGUGCUCACACGGGGAAUGGACCGAAAAUUGUGAGGUUCGAUGUGAGGACGGAAAAGUUUGGUAAGUUCAUUGAAUUUCCGGCUGAGGCUUGUGGUAUUUAUGGUGUGUGUUUGGGUUUCUAUACCCUUGUGGCCUACCAAGGGAAGCUAGCUUUACUUGCUUCAAAAACCAUAAGCAUAUAUGAUUUAUGGGUUUUGGAAGAUGCCGAGAAACAUGUGUGGUCUAAGGUUUCUAUCGUCAUAACUCGAGAGAUGUGUUCGUACGAGCUUAUUUGGCCAGGUGUGACGGGUUUUGUUGCUGGUAGUGAUGAGCUUAUAGUAACUGCUCGUGAUCAACAUCAUGAGUUUCAUCUUGUCUAUGUUGAUCUCAAGACUAGACGUUCGAGGGAAGUUCGGUUCGAUGGAAUCAGAUCCUCAUUUGGAUCAUCUCUGGUGCUUGCUUUCACGGAUUACGUUGAAAGUAUUGUUUUAUUGUAAUACAAGAACAAGAAGAGUGAUCUUGUCCUUACAUCACAUGAGUGUAUAUGGAUUCUUCUUUCGUUUAAUGUUUUAAGUUUUCUUUUUCUUUCUUUCGUUUGAUGUUUUAAGUUUUUCUUUUUCUUUGGUUUCAUGUUGGUCAGUUUUUCUUUUUCUUUUUGGAGUUAAUGUUUUAAAGUUUAUGUCGCAAGUCUCGUCCCAGUGAAUCGUUUGUAGAACUUUUAAUGUAAUAAAGCUCAUUUUCUAGU